Messenger RNA from Amphiprion ocellaris (clown anemonefish), 1687 nucleotides. It is a transcript of the gene pycr1a, whose product is annotated as pyrroline-5-carboxylate reductase 1a. The record is from RefSeq and is a predicted model, not a curated record. The transcript has 8 exons. Gene Ontology annotation, molecular function: pyrroline-5-carboxylate reductase activity. Bases 147 to 1112 code for a protein of 321 amino acids. NCBI's taxonomy places the organism in Eukaryota, Metazoa, Chordata, Actinopteri, Pomacentridae. Gene Ontology annotation, biological process: L-proline biosynthetic process.
CGGCUCGCCUGUCAAGUCAAAUUCUCCACAGGUACAGUCCAGCGCGAGACAUCUGAGCCACGUUGACAGCGUUGUAAAUUCAAGUACACUUGUGGCUGUUGGUUAGUCAGUCCGUCAAGUUUGAGAUUCUUCUGUUAUUUCAUAAGAUGAGUGUGGGUUUUAUAGGAGCAGGCCAGCUGGCCCAUGCUCUGGUGAGAGGCUUUACAGCUGCAGGCGUGAUUGCCACCCACAGAAUCACAGCCAGUUCUCCAGACACAGAUCUCCCCACUAUACAUCAACUACGGAAACUGGGUGUGAACCUCACUACAAGCAACAAAGAGACAGUGAGCAGAAGUGAUGUUCUCUUCCUGGCUGUGAAGCCCCACAUCAUUCCCUUUGUGCUUGAUGAGAUUGGACCAGAUAUUGAAGCCCGUCACCUUAUCGUGUCCUGUGCUGCAGGUGUCACCAUCAGCUCCAUAGAGAAGAAACUGCAGCAGUAUCGCACCGCUCCUAAGGUAAUGCGUUGCAUGACUAACACUCCAGUGGUGGUGCGUGAAGGAGCCACCGUCUACGCCACAGGCACCCAUGCGGAGGUGGAGGAUGGAAAGCUUCUUGAACAGCUGAUGGCCAGUGUCGGCUACUGCACUGAAGUGGAAGAGGACCUGAUUGAUGCUGUCACAGGCCUGAGUGGCAGUGGCCCUGCUUAUGCGUUCACAGCAGUAGAUGCUCUUGCUGAUGGUGGAGUAAAAAUGGGCCUGCCGAGGAGACUGGCGGUGCGCCUCGGAGCCCAAGCCCUCUUGGGGGCUGCUCGGAUGUUGCUAGACUCGGAGCAACACCCUGGGCAGCUCAAGGACAAUGUGUGCUCACCAGGUGGCGCCACCAUACACGCCCUACAUGUCAUGGAGAGUGGUGGCUUCCGCAGCCUUCUUAUCAAUGCUGUAGAAGCCUCUUGUGUUCGCACAAGGGAACUUCAGUUUUUGGCUGACCAGGAGAAGAUCUCUCCCGCUGCCAUAAAGAAGACAACUCUGGACAAAGUGCUACAGCAGCCAGGAGUCACUGCAGAAGCUGUUGGAGUCAGAUCUCAUGGGAUCAGUAUCUUCAACAGCAGAAACCCCAGGGACAAGAAGACCUGAUUGUUUUUUGUUUUGUUUUGUUUUGUUUAUCAGGUAGAGAAACUGACAACUUUAUGGUGAUUUGUCACAUCACUGAUGAUGCAGUAUAUAUUGUAAACAAACCACUACUGGUAGAUAGCCGACAAGUACAUAAGAUAAUACUGUCAAGCACCUCCUACAAAAUAAAAAAAUCACAAAAUUCUGAAUGAGAUUUGGGUAAAGGACAACAGUAUGAAAAAUUACUUUUUUUUUCCUUCACCAGGCAGUGCUCUGUAUUUGUAAUUCCCAUUUAAGGUAGUGUGUCGUCCUGGUCAUUUAGUAAACUUUGAAGUCCAUACCUGUUAUUAGUAUUCCUUUCCAAUUAUUUUUUCUGUUGCUGUUUUAUGAUGGGAGUUGCAUGCAAUGAAGCAGUAAGCCCAGCACAGACUUUUCACUGUUUUUCUGGAGGUGGCAUUACAGUCCACUUGUGUAAUGCAUGCCAAAAUUAUAUUUUAACAGUUUACUGAAAAUAUUUCUGAAAUUCUAUAAAUGCAACAUUUCAUGAUGCAAGGAUUUUUUUUGCAUAAUCUUUUAAUAUUAAAUGUAAAAAAAGAAAA